AAGGAAAAUGGAUGAAUAUUUUAAUUUAUUGAUGGAUUCUGUUGAAACUCCAGGAGAUGUAAAUUUCAGGAUAGAGUGGAAGGAGGGUCGAGGUAGAUGUCUUGUUGCAACCACCACCAUCCAACCUGGACAAAUAAUAUUCAGGGAAAAAUGUGUUGUAAAAGGCCCACUACAUAAUACUUCACCAGUCUGUCUAAACUGCCUUAGUAAGGUUUCUGGAGAGUAUAAGUGCUCUGACUGUUAUCUACCACUCUGUAAACCUGAGUGCAAAGGAGAUCAUCAAACUUUUGAGUGCAAUCUCUUCCAGCUUGCAAAAAAUAAGAUUGAUAUAUCUGAUUUCACUCCAGCUUGUCCUUUAUACCAGUGUAUUACACCUUUGAGGUGCUUACUGACAAGGGAUAAUUGGCCUGAAAAGUAUAUAAAAAUCAAGGGUCAGGAGGCACAUAGAGAAAAGGCAGAAGUUGGAGAACAUUGGAGUAUCUGCCAAACAAAUAUUGUAGACUAUUUGAUAAAGAGUUGGAAGCUGGAUUUUUCAAGAAACGAAAUAAAUCAUGUAAUAGGAUGUUUAGAGGUUAAUUCCUUUGAAAUUAACCUUGUAAAGGGUGGAAGAGGAAGAGGCGUCUUUCCUCUCCUAGCCCUGCUUUCACAUUCAUGUGUCUCAAAUGUCAAGUACGUGUAUGAGGAUACAGAAGAUGGAGGAUGGAUGACCUGCGCAGCAACUGUUCUAAUUAGAGAAGGUGAAGAGCUAUUGGACCAUUAUAUUUCAAAUCUAGAGAGUACAAUUAGAAGACGGCAGUUUCUAAGGCACACAUUAUUAAUAUAAACUUUAAUUCUUUUAUUUAAAACUAGGCAAUCAGGGUGCUUUGC
Molecule: messenger RNA, 867 nt
Organism: Eurytemora carolleeae
Lineage: Eukaryota; Metazoa; Arthropoda; Copepoda; Calanoida; Temoridae
Product: protein msta
Exons: 12
Coding region: 8-823 (271 amino acids)
Molecular function (GO): protein binding
Source: RefSeq, a predicted model, not a curated record